AUGCAUCCAAUCACGUUUGAAAAUACCGGAGGGUCGCUUUCCAACGAGAAAGGUUAUGGCGAAGACAAUGAAGACUGUCCUCAUUGCAGAAAUCAGUCUCUCAAAUCAAUAUCGUCCAGAAGAUUGCAAUCAUGGGCUAUUCUAAUUAUCACGUGCGGCAUGGUGGCGGCAUUCACUCUAAUCGGCAUGGCUUCAUUGCUCACCUCAAGUCGAAGUAACUUUACCAAACUUCCAGAAAUUACAGUAAAUCAUCGACCGUCAUUGUGGACUCCAUUUGCAGAUGGGAUCCAGUACGAGAUUGAAACAGCUUCGCCUGAUCUCUGGGCCAAUGAUAUUUACAUGGGAGAGCCAUGCGACGAAUCAGAACGCGCAUGGAAUAGGCUUAUACAUCCAAAUCGAGGCCAUGGCGUUCGACUUUACCGUGAAGAAGCUGCGCGGCUAGAUAUCAACAAGAGUAUACUUUUACCAGACAACAAUUUCGCUGUCAUUCUUACGGUCCAUCAUAAUCUUCAUUGUCUGAGACGACUCCGACAGUCCUUCUUUCCAGAACACUACUAUGCCAACUGGACAGACGAAGAUCUAGCAGACGACCGACAUCACGCAUUACAUUGCCUCGAAUCUCUCCGUUCAUCCAUGAUCUGUCAGCCGGAUCUGGCACCGCUUCCCUACUACUGGUCUGGUAAUAUUAGACAUGACAUGAACGCAAGUCCACAAUCCAAACGCGAAUGUGUUAAUUGGGAUGUCUUUUCGGAAUAUUUGAAAGGGAGAAGCUAUCAUAGGUCCGAAAUGAUUCAUGAUUGA
Messenger RNA from Sclerotinia sclerotiorum 1980 UF-70, 801 nucleotides. RefSeq lists its product as hypothetical. The record is from RefSeq and is a predicted model, not a curated record. The coding region runs from base 1 to 801 and encodes 266 amino acids. Gene Ontology annotation, biological process: mycotoxin biosynthetic process. The transcript is spliced from 5 exons. Lineage: Eukaryota; Fungi; Ascomycota; Leotiomycetes; Helotiales; Sclerotiniaceae.